AUGGCUCAAAUUCCUAAUUUGGACAAUGCCCCCGUCAAUCUCUCGUCCAUAAGAGAACAAUCUCAGAAGGAGCUCAUCACUAUCCUGAAAAAUAUUAGAGGCAAGAAAUGUUUGGUCGUCGAUCCAAAGCUAGGAGGAUCUCUGUCUUUGAUUGUUCAGACCUCACUCCUCAAGGCUCUGCAGAUAUUGGAAGAAGAGAAGGUUCAUCACUUGAUGACUAUUGGGGAGUACCCCUUAUAUGUAGUUCCUUUGGAUGAGGAUGUGUUAUCUUUUGAACUUGACCUUGCCUCUAAAGAAUAUGCAGUUGAUGGUGAUACAAGUGCUCUCUGGCAUAUUGCAAAAGCAAUUCACAAGCUUGAGUUCUCUUUUGGACUAAUUCCAAAUGUAAGGGCCAAAGGAAAAGCAUCUGUAUGUGUUGCUGAAAUACUAAACCGUAUGCAAGCAGAAGAGCCAGUUAAUAUAUCUGAUGUGGCCAUCCCUGAGAUAAACACCCUCAUCCUCUUGGACAGGGAGGUGGACAUGGUUACUCCCAUGUGUUCACAACUGACAUAUGAAGGGCUGCUUGAUGAGCAGCAGUGUGACAGGAUACUUUCUGCUUAUGGUUCUCAUCAAAGGCUAGCAAUUCAUGGCAUGGGCCAUGCUACGACUUGGAUUCUGCUUUUGAUACCAGCUAUUCAUUUUCUUCAUGUCAAUAAUGGUGCUGCAGAGCUGGAUGCAUCUAUCAUGGGAGUCCAGCAACAAGAGGGCAAAAAGAUGAAGGUUCCACUUAAUUCGAGUGAUAAACUGUUCAAAGAAAUACGGGAUCUCAACUUUGAAGUUGUAGUCCAGGUUCUACGUCAAAAAGCUACAUCCAUGAAGCAGGACUACACAGAGAUAUCAUCUAUGACUCAAACGGUUUCUGAACUGAAGGACUUUGUCAAAAAGCUGAACUCAUUGCCAGAAAUGACUAGGCACAUAAAUCUUGCUCAAUAUUUGUCAACUUUUACUUCAAAGCCAUCAUUUCUGGGGCGGCUUGAUAUGGAGCACACUUUGGUGGAGGCUCAGAGCUAUGACAUAUGCUUUGAGUACAUUGAAGAAAUGAUCCACAAACAGGAGCCUCUUGUCAAUGUUCUACGGCUUCUCAUCUUAUUUUCUGUAACAAAUGCAGGGUUACCCAAAAAGAAUUUUGACUAUUUGAGGCAAGUCUUAUUGAGUUUAGAUGAAUUUCUCACUUUAUCUUGGCGAGAGAUACUUCACAGCUAUGGGUUUGAGCAUAUGGCUACUCUCAACAACUUAGAAAAAGCUGGAUUGCUUAGGAAGCAGGAAUCAAAAAGCAACUGGCUGACAAUCAAACGUGCUCUGCAACUUGUAGUUGAUGAUACUGACACAGCAAACCCAAAUGAUAUUUCCUAUGUCUUCUCCGGAUAUGCACCUCUCAGCAUUCGCCUUGUUCAGCACGCUGUUCGAUCUGGAUGGCGCCCUGUUGAAGAAAUACUGAAGUUGUUGCCUGGACCUCAUUCAGAAACUAAACGAGUUAAUUUUCUUUCCUCUUUGGGUGAUGGAAGGCGCUCUCAAGUACUAGUUGUCUUCAUUGGAGGGGUAACAUUUGCAGAGAUUUCUGCUCUUCGUUAUCUCAGUGCUCAGAGUGGGGUGGCCGCAGGUAAUAGGUUGACCUUGGAACUGGCUUUAGAGGUGGAUUUAAUCCUAAGAAUCAAGAAACAGGUAAAGGUUCUAGGCUUUGGAACCCCUGAACUUGUCAAGUUCACAGAUUUCUGGGUAAAACAGGGCUGUAAGUUCCUAGUUCCCGUUUUCAGAAUUAGUCGGUAUAUGGAAGGAAUGGCCUACGAUUUGGUUGUUGGCACAACAAAAAUUGUUAGCGGCAGCACAUUGACUGAAACGUUCAUCGAAAAGCUAGGAUGA
Thlaspi arvense is the source of this 1899-nucleotide messenger RNA. The record is from the annotation of a GenBank genome assembly. NCBI's taxonomy places the organism in Eukaryota, Viridiplantae, Streptophyta, Magnoliopsida, Brassicales, Brassicaceae.